This is a messenger RNA of Lasiodiplodia theobromae, 432 nucleotides long. Its product is annotated as Bzip transcription factor. Lineage: Eukaryota; Fungi; Ascomycota; Dothideomycetes; Botryosphaeriales; Botryosphaeriaceae. The transcript has a single exon. The coding region runs from base 1 to 432 and encodes 143 amino acids. The record is from RefSeq and is a predicted model, not a curated record.
AUGGACACAGCAGCUCAAAGCCCGCCGGCCGCAGCUCAAAAUGCCCCCAACACCACCCCGAUCCCUCAGCCUGCGCCCAAACGCCGCCGCACCUCGGGCCAACCCUCGUCGCGCGGCGUUGCCAACCUGACGCCCGAGCAGCUCGCCCGGAAGAGGCAGAAUGAUCGCGAGGCACAGCGCGCCAUCCGCGAGCGCACCAAACAGCAGAUCGAGCGCCUGAACAACCGCAUCCGCGAGCUCGAGUCGCAGCAGCCCUACCAUGAGCUGCAGAUGGCCCUGCGCGCCAAAGAGGCCGUCCAGGCCGAGAACGACGACAUCCGCCGCCGCUUGUCGUCAGUCAUGAGCCUCAUCCAGCCCAUCCUAGGCACUCACGGCCUCAAUGGCACGUUUGGCCCGUUCGCUGCCGCAAAAAUUGCUGUUGCUGACUUCUGA